Messenger RNA from Myripristis murdjan (pinecone soldierfish), 1880 nucleotides. Its product is annotated as isocitrate dehydrogenase [NAD] subunit gamma, mitochondrial-like. Gene Ontology annotation, molecular function: magnesium ion binding; oxidoreductase activity, acting on the CH-OH group of donors, NAD or NADP as acceptor; NAD binding. Bases 66 to 1253 code for a protein of 395 amino acids. Gene Ontology annotation, biological process: tricarboxylic acid cycle; isocitrate metabolic process. The record is from RefSeq and is a predicted model, not a curated record. The transcript is spliced from 12 exons. Gene Ontology annotation, cellular component: mitochondrion. Lineage: Eukaryota; Metazoa; Chordata; Actinopteri; Holocentriformes; Holocentridae.
GCGCUGUCCAUCCAUCCAUCCGUCCGGGGUGAGUGAGUGAGUGAGUGAGUGAGUGAGUGAGGAAGAUGACGGCCCGCUCCAUCUGCUCUCUGUCCAGAGCGCUGAAGGCCGUGUGGAGCGACCGGCUGGCUCUCUCUGCCGCUGCCAGGGUACAUGGUGCAGCCUCAUGUAAUCAGAGGCACAAGUCCACCUACACGAGCAUCCCUCCACCUGCACGGUAUGGAGGCCGGCACACUGUCACUCUGAUUCCUGGAGACGGCAUCGGGCCUGAGCUCGCCAACCACGUGCGAGAGCUAUUCCGGUUCUGUUGUGUCCCAGUGGAUUUCGAGGUGGCCAAUGUGGACUCCAGUUUGGCCUCAGAAGAUGAUAUCAACAACGCCAUUAUGGCUAUCAGACGCAACGGAGUCGCCCUCAAAGGUAACAUUGAGACCAAUCACAACUUGCCACCCUCCUAUAAGUCAAGGAACAACCUGCUGCGCACCACUCUGGACCUGUAUGCCAACGUGAUGCACUGCCAGUCUCUCCCGGGGGUGAGGACACGCCACAAAAACAUCGACAUCUUGAUUAUCAGGGAGAACACUGAGGGAGAAUACAGCAGCCUGGAGCACGAGAAUGUACCGGGAGUCGUUGAAUGUCUUAAGAUCAUCACCAGGCCCAAAUCUUUGCGCAUCGCUGACUACGCUUUCAGAACGGCUCGGGAGAGAGGACGCCGCCGAGUCACCGCUGUACACAAAGCUAACAUCAUGAAGCUGGCUGACGGACUCUUCCUGGAGUGCUGUAAGGAGGUUGCCAGUGGUUACCCUGAAAUCGCCUUUGAUAGCAUGAUUGUGGAUAACACCACCAUGCAGCUGGUUUCCAGGCCCCAGCAGUUCGAUGUGAUGGUCAUGCCCAACCUGUACGGGAACGUGGUAAGCAACGUGUGUGCUGGCUUGGUUGGAGGGCCGGGCCUGGUACCCGGAGCCAACUACGGAGAGGACUACGCGUUGUUUGAGACGGGCACCAGGAACACAGGGAAGAGCAUUGCCAACCGCAACAUCGCAAAUCCCACGGCCAUGCUGCUGGCCUCCUGUCUGCUGCUGGACCACCUGAAGCUCCACGCCUACGCCAGCAUGAUCCGCAGAGCCAUCAUCUCCACCGUCACAGAGGCGCGGCUGCACACGGCUGACCUGGGAGGCCAAGGCUCCACCUCUGAAGUGGUCCAGUCCAUCAUGAAAGCCAUCCAGAGCACUGGGCCCAUGACUCUGAGCAUCUAGAUCACACACACACACACACUCACAGGCACACACAGGCACACAGCAGAGACAAGCAUGUGAAAUUAUUCUACCUCUCUUUAACAGCUUUCCUAUGCAAUUUCAUACCAUUUAAAAAAACACGUGAUUUGAUAGUAAUCAUGUAUAAACAAAUAUCUAUGCAACAGUUUUUAAAUUCUUCAUAGGGUUUGAUAGUCCUAAAAUUGCUGCGACCAGUUAAGCAUAGACAUGAGAAAUGAUCAUAUUGAGAUGCACCUUAUAUAGAUUAUGUUCCUGAGUUUCCCAAGUUUUUAAAGUUGCUGUUUGAGGGAGUGUUUUUGCAUCUGUUCCUUGGCUGUGUGCCCUUGAGUGUGUGUCUGUCUUAAAUUGUCAAUCCUCAAGGCAGGAUGCGUCUGCCGGCAUAUUGCACCCGCUUGUCUUUCAGUCAGUCCUUUUGAUAUUUAUUAGUUUGUUUCAUCUUUAUUAAUUUAUUAUAACCUCAAAACACAUGUAUUCGUCCACCCUGAAUGUAUUGAAAUGUAAAUGAUCUUUGACAGUCACAGCUGUACGACUGUUGAAUGUACUGGACCAAGCUUAACGUAGCGUUCAGGACUCUUAACCUUUACCUCCAAUAAAAAACGUUUUCCCAUA